CCGCUCCUGCCCCCCCCUCCCCGCCUCCCCAUCCCCUGCCCACCCUCCUCCUCCUCCCCCGUCGCCUCCCGCCGGCGGCACCCCGAGCCCGGCGCGGCGAUGGGCUGAGGCUGCGGGGCAGCACGGGGCCCCGGCCGCGGCAGGAUGAGGAGGGGCUCGGAGGGCAGCGGGGAGGGCGAGGGGCUCUCGAGCCUGCGGGCGUUCGCCCACAGCUCCUCGCUGCACGGCAUCAGCCACGUCUUCGCCUACGGGGCCGUGUCCCUGCGCCGCGUGCUCUGGGGCGGCUUCUUCCUGGGCUCGCUGGGGCUGCUGCUGCUCGUGUGCGCCGAGCGCGUCGCCUACUUCCUCACCUACCCGCACGUCACCAAGCUGGACGAGGUGGCCGCCCGCAACCUCACCUUCCCGGCCAUCACCAUCUGCAACCUCAACGAGUUCCGCUUCUCCAAAAUCACCCGCAACGACAUGUACCACGUGGGCGAGCUGCUGGCGCUGCUCAACGAGCGCUACGAGAUCAGCAACCCGCAGCUGGCCGAGCCCCACGUCCUGGCCGCGCUUCGCGACAAGGCCAACUUCAAGAACUUCAAGGCGAAGCCCUUCAGCAUGGCCGAGUUCUACAACCGCACGGGCCACGACCUGGCCGACAUGCUGCUGCAGUGCUCCUUCCGCGGCACCGGCUGCACCGCCCGCAACUUCACCGUGAUCUUCACCCGCCUGGGCAAGUGCUACACGUUCAACCCGGGCGGGCCGGGCCGGGAGGUGCUGACCACGCUGCAGGGCGGCUCCGGCAACGGCCUGGAGCUCAUGCUCAACGUGCAGCAGGAGGAGUACCUGCCCGUCUGGGGGGACACAGAUGAGACCUCGUUUGAGGUGGGGGUGAAGGUGCAGAUCCACAGCCAGGACGAGCCUCCCUUCAUCGACCAGCUGGGCUUUGGCGUCGCCCCCGGCUUCCAGACCUUCGUCUCUUGCCAGCAGCAGCGGCUGGUGUACCUGCCCCCGCCCUGGGGGGACUGCAAGGCCACCCCCAUCGAGUCCGACUUCUUCACCAACUACAGCCUGACGGCGUGCCGCCUGGACUGCGAGACGCGCUACCUGGCCGAGAACUGCAACUGCCGCAUGGUGCACAUGCCGGGCAAUGCCAACGUCUGCACCCCCGAGCAGUACAAGGAGUGCGCCGACCCCGCGCUGGACUUCCUGGUGACGAAGGACAGCGAGUACUGCGCGUGCCGCACGCCCUGCGCCAUGGUGCGCUACGGCAAGGAGCUCUCCAUGGUCAAGAUCCCCAGCAAGGCCUCGGCCAAGUACCUGGCCAAGAAGUUCAACAAGACGGAGCAGUACAUCGCGGACAACGUGCUGGUCCUGGACAUCUUCUUCGAGGCGCUCAACUACGAGAUGAUCGAGCAGAAGAAGGCGUACGAGGUGGCGGGGCUGCUGGGUGACAUCGGGGGGCAGAUGGGGCUCUUCAUCGGCGCCAGCCUGCUCACCAUCCUGGAGAUCUUUGAUUACCUGUACGAGGUGUUCCGGGACAAACUGCUCAGCCUGUACAAGGAGAAGAAGCGGAGCCCGCGGAGCGACGGCGGCACCCUGGAGCACCCGGCGGUCCCGGGCAGCCCCGCGGCCCCGCGCCCACCCAGGGCGCCCGGCCCCCCGUGCCCGGCCCCGCGCCCCGUCUCGGCGUCGCCCCGCACCUGCUACCUCGUCACCCGGCUCUAGGGCCCCCCCGCGCCC
Melozone crissalis (California towhee) is the source of this 1725-nucleotide messenger RNA. It is a transcript of the gene ASIC3, whose product is annotated as acid sensing ion channel subunit 3. The record is from RefSeq and is a predicted model, not a curated record. Gene Ontology annotation, cellular component: membrane. The transcript is spliced from 11 exons. Gene Ontology annotation, biological process: sodium ion transmembrane transport. The coding region runs from base 145 to 1710 and encodes 521 amino acids. NCBI's taxonomy places the organism in Eukaryota, Metazoa, Chordata, Aves, Passeriformes, Passerellidae.